AAAAAAAAAAAAUUAUAGAUAAAAAGGCCAAUUAUGCGGAGAAAAAUCGCAAUUUCUCUAUAAUAAUUAAAAUAAUAAUUAAUCUCUCUCUUUUUUUUCAAUAUUAUCACAACAAAAUUUUUCAAAUUAUAAAAUUCGUAAAUUAUUCAACAAUAUAAUGGAUUAUUAUAAUAUUUUACAAAAUAAUGACGAGUUCAAUAAUUAUUCUAAUAACCUGCAACCACUCCAAAUGGAUCAUACCCUAAACAAUAAUGUGGAUUCUUCUUGCGACUACUCCGAUUUUUCUUCUAUAACGAGCAAUAAUAAUAUUCCAACAUCUUAUAUGGCCAACAAUUACGAACAACAACAAUCACUAUUCUCUUCUAUAAAUAAUGAAAAUUAUACUACAACUACGCAGUCCUUGUCCUAUGAACCGCAGUAUACCAGCCAUACCAGCAGUCAUGACAGUCAUAUCGCUUCGCCACUUAAUUCGCUCAACAUGAUUACUAAUUCUUCUCAAAUAAAUCGUUCUGAUAUAUUUAAAUUUGAAAUUCCAGGAUUCAAAAUUAAUUUAAAUAAUUUUGAUACGCAAAACCAGGUUCAACAAGGUUACACCUCUCCAAUCGUUGAUAGUCAUAAUUCGCAAACUCAAUUUAAUAAUUUCCACAACUAAUACUUUUUUAAAUAAGGUUUUUAUUUUUGUUACAUUUUGAUAAAUAUUAUAUUUUAACCAUUUUUACUAUUAUUAUUAUAUCCCUCAAAAAAAGAAAAAAUAAAUAAAA
This is a messenger RNA of Rhizophagus irregularis DAOM 181602=DAOM 197198, 761 nucleotides long. NCBI's taxonomy places the organism in Eukaryota, Fungi, Glomeromycota, Glomeromycetes, Glomerales, Glomeraceae. The record is from RefSeq and is a predicted model, not a curated record.